UCAACCGCCAGGGGCGGCCCCACCUGUUCCUAAGAGGAGGACGAGACCGAUAGGGGCGGUGCAGGGUGAUUCAAACCCGGUGGCUAAACCACCGGGGGCGGUUCAUUCUGCGCGGCCGCCCCCAUCUACUCGACCGAAGCACUCGCCAGGAGCGGCCCGGGGGGGGGGGCAAAGCUGUCAGCUCCACUGACAGUGGCGGCCCCUCCUGUAGACGUACCAACGCAGAUGGAGACGGGACACCCCCCAGCCAGCCCAUCAGCGCCUCCGGCAGUUGUUGCUGUUCCAGCGGCGGUCCAGCGGGAAUCCAAGAGGAGGAAGGUGUCGGCGGUCACCAUACCAAAGACCAAACCGAUUGGAUUCUCGUCUGUGACCAGCUGUCAUCAAGGUACCGGGGAGCGGUUAUCGGCGACUUUACCGACUGCACGCACCUUAAGGGUCCUUGGAAAGAAGAUCAUUGGCGCCAACUUCCAACCGGACAAGGGAAGUGCCAGUUACAGGCAGCCUUACACUCGGACCAACUGUAUGUGACGGCACAGCAGGACGGACUGUACAGGCAGGGACUCCUGAUGCCAUCGAUGUCCAACGCGACCAUUCAUCGCAUCCUGAAGAUGGUACUGCGGGACAUCUAUCCAGAAGCCAUCGACAGAAACAUCGCGAUGUUGACUGAAGGACUCCCCAACUUCAGGCCUGAGCAGUCCAUCACUCUCGCCAUGAGUCCUGCGACGCCAACCUUAACUAGGACAGAAAACAGCUGGACCUACAAUGGAGUUCUAGGUUCCAGUCAUUGGCACGUGGACUUCCCCGCGUGCGGUGGGAACAGGCAGUCUCCAAUCAACAUAGACCUUUCUAAAGUGAUAGUCAAUCAAAGUCUGUCUAGUUUUGACCUCACCGACCUCCACAAGAUCGAGGGGAUCGAAAUGAAAAUGGAAAAUGUUCUCGGUCACACCGUCGAAGUUGAUGUGUCAGGUGCUAGCCAGUACGUAUUUGGAGGAGGUCUGCAGGGGCGAUACAAAGUAGAACAGUUCCACUUCCACUGGGGGUCAAUCGAUGCAAGGGGUUCAGAACAUUCCAUCAACAGCAGGCUUCACCCAGGGGAGAUGCACAUUGUUCUGUUCUCCGUUAAUUACCCGGAUAUCAAAACAGCGCUAACGAAACAAGAUGGCGUCGCAGUUUUGGGUUUUUUCUUUAAGAUUGGAGAACACAAUACACACUUUGACUACAUUUUGAGCCAUUUUGUGAACAUAUCUCACAGUGGUAAAACCCAGGAACUAGAGGCAUUUUCGAUCAGGACUCUACUCCCCCCUUGGCCCAAGACGUUUUACCGGUAUGUGGGAAGUCUGACAACUCCACCGUGUUCUGAGACGGUCGUUUGGACGCUCUUCAAAGAGGAGAUAGAAAUAUCCGAACAACAGCUGGAAAAAUUUCGACAUAUCAAGAGAAACAAACUUGGAGAGAUCGAUGAAGAUUUGACUGACGACUUCCGCCCACUUCAGAGGCUGUAUGGAAGAAAGAUUACAACCAAUAACCUGGCUGGACUAACGGAAAGUGUCACUGGGCAUGCGUGUCAGUGUGCGACUCACUUGCUGCUGAUUGUUUUUGCCUUCUGUCUACUUCAAAUGAUAUAGAUGUUAUGAGAUGAUAUUGCAUUGUUGCAUUUCGUCAGAAUUUACCUGGAAUUAAAGAUGAGAUCAUCAUCACAUCAUCAUCAUCACCAUAACCAUCACAAUCAUCAUAAUCAUCAUCAUUAUCAGCAGCAGCAGCAGCAGCAGCAGCAACAGCAGCAUCAUGAUCAUCAUUACCAUAACCAUCAUCAUCACCAUAACCAUCAUCAUAAGCAUUAUCAUCAUCAUCAUUAUCAUCAUCAUCAGUGACAUUGACUGAAGUCAUCAUCACCAUUAUCACCAUUAUCAUCAUCAUCAUCAUCAUCAUCAGUGAUAUGUCAAACAAUAUGAUUUCACCAUAGUCAGAUAUGAUGAUGUACUGUACAUGAUGAUGAUGCUGCUGAUGAUGAUCACCAUAAUCAUCGUCUUCGUCCUUGUUAUGGACUGAAAUCUCUGUCGGUGUCCGAGAUCAGUCACGCACCCACGCAGGCAAUCAUGUUCGUAUGCACGUAGAUAAAACAUACUUACAUACACGUUAGGUUGAAAGGCAACGUCAACUUGCAUAAUUAUGGUAGGCCCUACAAGACAGGAGACAGGACUUUAUUUACACUUGAAUACAGCAACAACAAAGUUGUAUCUGAAUCCCAAAGUAUGUAAUGUGUGCAGUCUAUUUGACGUGUUUUACUAAGAGUUGCUUCCCUUUUUUGACAUGUUAUAUUACUGUUGCGCUAUUUCAAAUUCUAGGUGGCUAACGCAAGACAUGACCUUAGCGGUAGCCCGGAGUGUUCUGGCUAUCGAUUUCUCACUCGGGACUACCAGUUAGUGACGUCUUAUUAGUCCCCUACAAGUCCAACCAGAGGGGACUAUAGGUUUCAUUUCAGGCCUUCUGUCUGUCUGUAUAGCUGUCUGUAUAUCUGUCCACCCGUCCGUCCCACAUUUUCAAGAUGUUUUGUUUUCACAAUACCUUGAGAUACUGAAUUGAAAUUGUGCGUAUACCUUUAUCAUGUACCGUUACAUACCAAGUUUGACGUUCAUUGCCAUUUAUCCUAUUUUGACAGUUAUGGCCCUUGAAUUUUGGAGAUACGCAAAUUUGUUGGGCCCAUUAGGGGACUCUCAGAAUACUUGUUAUUAUUUAUUCAUUAUUAUUAACUUUUGUUACUGCUUUCCUGCUGUGGCAGAAAUUAAACGUGUUUUAGGUUUAAAUAAUACGUAGGUAAAGUUUGUGUGUUUAUUUGUAUACGUAUGACAAUCGGACCACUUCCAUUAUCAUUAACGCUAGUUAGUGUUCACCGGCGUGUAUUUCUGUUGUAUUUUGUAGCUUCAUAAGUUAAAAGUCAAUAAAGAAUGUUCAACAAA
Gigantopelta aegis is the source of this 2957-nucleotide messenger RNA. Its product is annotated as carbonic anhydrase 2-like. Gene Ontology annotation, molecular function: zinc ion binding; carbonate dehydratase activity. Gene Ontology annotation, cellular component: plasma membrane. The record is from RefSeq and is a predicted model, not a curated record. Lineage: Eukaryota; Metazoa; Mollusca; Gastropoda; Neomphalida; Peltospiridae. The transcript is spliced from 8 exons. The coding region runs from base 567 to 1625 and encodes 352 amino acids.